AUGCCGUUUACAGUUCUCUCUACCCAGACUGGUCCAGACGUCCAUCUUAAAACAUUUUGCAGCAAUAAUGCAUUGAACUACACUCGCAACAGUGCAUUUGAGAACAACCUCAAGAUUGUCCUAAAGAUAUUGCCUUCCAUCACUUCAUUAACAGGCUUUAACUACACCUUUUUUGGAGAAGGCUCUGCCAAGGUCUACGGCCAAGCACUUUGCAGAGGUGAUGUCAACUCAAGUGCUUGUCGGACUUGUGUGGACAAAGCAAGCAAGAAAAUCUUUAAUGAUUGCAUAAGUCGCGGAGAAGCAAUCAUAUGGUAUGAACUUUGCCAAGUUCACUACUCAUUUCAGAAUAUGACUUCCUUGGCUGUCUAUGCAGGGAAGUAUCUAGACCGUGAUUCUAAGGAGAAAUCUGUAUCAGAUCAGGUUCAUUUUUUAAAAUUUUCGAAGUACUUAAUGACUAACCUGUCAAAUGAGGCCGCUUUCAAUCCUUUCAACAUGUUUGCAACUGGGAAAAUCAACUUUUCCAGGAGCAAAACCAUAUUUGCUCAUGUACAGUGCACUAGGGAUAUCAGACCACACGAGUGUUUGAAAUGCUUGAAGUCUGCUAUAACUGAUUUGGAAGGAUGCUGUUCUUCACGGAAAGGUGGAAUGGUUCUUAGUAGGAAUUGUAAUGUGAGAUUUGAGUUGUACCAAUUCUACAAUGUCUCAAAGCACUUGUCGUCCCCAACUUCUAGAGGAAGAAAAUGGAAGGCGGGGCGGAAGGUUGCAUGUGUUGUCUUUAUUCCUAUAACGGUGCUUGCAAUUGUCAUAGGAUCUUGCAUUGUCUUCCUAAGACAUAAAAGAAGAAAAGAAAGAGACGUGGAAAGAAGUCACCUAGCAUUAUUACAGGAAUUGGCUAACCCAAGAGGCGUCACAAUAACAGAAGAAGGCCAGUUCGUAAGUUCUGAGGAUCUACCUUUCAUGGCCUUGGAUACUAUAAAAGCAGCUACAGGAAACUUCUCCGAUUCAAAUAAGCUUGGACAAGGUGGGUUUGGUGCUGUUUAUAAGGGUGUGUUAACAGAUGGAAAGGAAAUAGCUGUUAAAAGGUUGUCACGAAAUUCAUGGCAAGGAUUAGCGGAGUUCAAGAAUGAAAUCAUACUAAUUGCAAAACUACAACACCGAAACCUUGUGAAGCUAUUAGGAUGUGGCAUAGAAGGAGACGAAAAACUGCUCAUUUAUGAGUUCAUGCCUAACAAAAGCCUUGAUGUCUUUAUCUUUGAUGAGGAAAGACGAGAACAGCUUGAUUGGGAGACGUGCUACAACAUAAUUAGUGGCAUUGCUAGAGGACUUCUUUAUCUUCAUGAGGAUUCCCGGCUUAGAAUCAUUCACAGGGAUUUGAAAACCAGCAAUGUGCUACUGGACCAUGAAAUGACUGCCAGGAUUUCAGAUUUUGGCAUGGCCAGAAUUUUUGGUGAAAACCAGAACAAUGCUAACACUAAACGAGUAGUAGGAACAUUCGGAUAUAUGGCUCCUGAAUACGCAAUGGAAGGACUAUUCUCAGUGAAAUCGGAUGUCUUCAGCUUUGGUGUUAUACUGCUAGAGAUCCUAAGUGGGAAACGAAGUAGUGGCUUUUACCUUGCACAACAUGGCCAGACACUCUUGACAUAUGUUUGUACCAUACGUGACUGCAAUCAAAAUUUCCCUUCAAUUAAUUUUCAACCUAUCAAUAAGAAGAUUGAGGCUUUAAAACUAUAACUAGUUAACGUUAUGAAAUUUUUUUAACGCAAAUUGACAAUUUGACAGGCAUGGAGAUUGUGGAAUGCAGGGAGAGAAAUGGAAUUUGCAGAUUCUCUGUUGAUGGAAAGGAGCCCCGCAAUAGAAAUUGUGACGUGCAUACACAUUGGGCUGUUAUGUGUGCAGGAAGAUCCAGCAGACAGGCCCACAAUGUCAUUUGUGGUUUUAGCAUUGGGAAGUGAACCAAUAGCUCUUCCUCUACCAAAAAAACCUGCAUUUUCUCUGGGCUAAAUGAUUCCCAUUGACAAGUUUUCAUCAACAGAUUCUUCAGUGAAUCAAAAGACAAUUUCUGGCAUCUCACCGUGGUGAAUGUUAAUUAGAUUGCCACUAUGAUUUUGAGUGUGUGGAGAAAGCCUAGUAAACUGGCCAAUCACUUGGUUGCAAAAAGGCCAAUAUCACUGAGGAAGCUUAAUGAAAACAUAAUGCUGAAGAUUUAGAAUUAUCUCUAACUUUCCAAACAUGAGAAAUGAGUAAGCACAAUAUUGAAAUAAAUUCUACACCAAUUUCAUGGUUUCUAA
Molecule: messenger RNA, 2288 nt
Organism: Populus nigra (black poplar)
Lineage: Eukaryota; Viridiplantae; Streptophyta; Magnoliopsida; Malpighiales; Salicaceae
Product: cysteine-rich receptor-like protein kinase 25
Exons: 6
Coding region: 1-1731 (576 amino acids)
Biological process (GO): protein phosphorylation
Molecular function (GO): protein kinase activity; ATP binding
Source: RefSeq, a predicted model, not a curated record